Molecule: messenger RNA, 1362 nt
Organism: Ostrinia nubilalis (European corn borer)
Lineage: Eukaryota; Metazoa; Arthropoda; Insecta; Lepidoptera; Crambidae
Exons: 3
Coding region: 1-1362 (453 amino acids)
Source: RefSeq, a predicted model, not a curated record
AUGGCUCUGCUGUACCGCGCCACGCGGCUCAAGGACCGCGCAGACACGCACGUGUUCACGUUCGUGGUCACGCGCUCCGCCACGCGCGAGCCCGACCGCGACGUCACCUCCAAGGACUUCUGCUGCGCGCACCAGCGAUGGGCCGUCGCGUUCAGCCGCACCGACACCUCGCUCGGUGUAUAUUUAGUAUGGCGAGGCGCGUGCGAGGGCAUGCGCGUGUACGUCGACUUCACCUUCACGUUGCUGAGCCGCGACCACUUCACCGCCAAUGAGGGCUUCUCCGGCAAGCAGGUCCGGUUCAGCUCCGGCUGCGCCGCGCAGGGCCGCGGCCGCUGCGUGUCGCUCACCGAGCUCAACGCCAAGUUCGCGGACGCGCGCGGCGAGUUCCAGCUCGAGCUCAGCAUGUCGCGCGUGCGCACGCUCUACUCCUGCGAGCUGCGCGCGCCGCGCCUCGACACUCCACCUUUCGCAUUCGCCGGAUUCGAUUGGUCCGUUUCUGCGACCGCCGGCAACAAAGAACCACUAUCGCUGAGGCUGAUGCGACUUUCCGGGGAGGGCCAGCGAUGCCGAGUGAGAUACGCUCUCGCUCUCGGCGAGGGAGAACGGCGGCUCCACUCCGGCCCACUCGAGUGCGUUUGCGACGCCGAGGGGCGCACGCCACCAUGGAACCCGCGGCCGCCGAAUCGUCUUCUCAACAAAGGAGUCCGCCUCACAGUGGAGCUGCUAUGGGCGCGGGCUCUCGCCGAGCUGGCCGUGCCCACGGCCGGGCGGGCGGCGACGUGCUACGACCGCGACAAGCAGGCAUGGUCGGUGCGCGUGGACAUGCACUCGGAGACGGUGCGGCUUCACAUGCUGUACCGCGAUGUGCACCACGUGCCGCGCAACCACCUGCGCUACGUGAGCUGGUCGGCGUGGCUGGUGCGCGCCGCGCCCGCGCCCGGCGAGCCCGACGCCGAGGAGCUGCCCGGCGCUCCCUUCGAGCACUACUAUGCGCAGGAGAGCGCCGACGAGGGCCUCAUGAUGGAGACCUCGCUCCGCGUCGAGGACGUUUCUCGAGCCGGGUGCCCUUUUCUGCACUCGGGCAGUGAACUUCGUGUACGCCUCGAAUGGGGCGACACUUACUUGCUCUUCCAGGCUACUUAUCAUGUAUACGACGAUCUGUGUCGUCUGCAUGGACAUCAAAUGAGACGCGAGAUCGCCGCGUUGCAGGCUGAGAACUACUCGCUGGAGCGGCAGCUGUUCAGCUACCAGAAGAGCCUGGCGUACGCGCAGGCGCAGGCCGGCGAGCCGGCGGCGGCGGAGGCGGCGGGCCGGCGCUCGCCCGCCGAGCGCUCGCUGUCCACCGACACGGAGUACGCGUGA